AAGAGAACCCAACUUUAAUAAUAAGCUUUUCAUUCGAGGGGUUGAGAUUGUAAAGCGAGGACAGUCUAAACACUUUCGUGAGGUAGGUAAGAAGGUCAUGGAUGAAUCUAUGAAGGUGGAUAAUUCGCGUACCUUACAUCAGAUUGUGAAGGACGUGCUCAAAGAGAUCAUAAAUAAUAUUUUACAGAUAGACCUUACUGGGAUGGUUAAAACUGCUGUGUGGAAGCCUGAUAAAGAUAAUAAGUCUGUCCAACGCUUUAUGUCACGAAUGCGGGAUAGACAUACUCGUGAAGAAGCAGACGCCAAACAGCUUAUAAAAAAGGGCCUAACACCCGAGCCUUAUCUUUAUGGAAUCCCAGAACCAGGCGAAUGCUUUGAGUAUAUUGUAGUUGAGAAUGAUUUUUCACAGAAGUGGGGGAUAAAAUGGAAUAUCAGCUACUAUCUGAAAACUGUUGUCGGUCUCUGUGCACGAUUUAUUAACUAUGAUGAAAGUUUCCAGCCAUCAUCUGAAAUUGUGCUGGAAGCCUUAAAAAAGUUAAAAGCGG
Molecule: messenger RNA, 545 nt
Organism: Funneliformis geosporum
Lineage: Eukaryota; Fungi; Glomeromycota; Glomeromycetes; Glomerales; Glomeraceae
Source: the annotation of a GenBank genome assembly